AUGCGUCUAGCAAAUUGUUUUAAAUUAGCUCGACUUUUACGACUUGUUGCAUUUGUUCGAAAUUUUCAAAAAACUGAAUAUCGAUCAGCAGUUUUAUUUCUUCUUAUGCUUCUAUUUGCUAUUGCUGCACAUUGGCUUGCUUGUAUAUUCCAUUUUAUUGCAAUUCUUGAACGACCUAAUCUACAAGUCAAAUAUUCAUGGCUUGAUCAUUUGGCUGAUAAAUAUAAAAUGCCUUAUCUUGCCAAUGAUACAUUAAGUGGACCAGAUACAAAAUCAAAAUAUUUAACAGCACUCUUUUUUGCUAUGACUUCAUUGACAUCAGUUGGUUUUGGUAAUGUUGCAGCGAAUACAAAUGGUGAAAAAUUGUUUUCUAUUCUUUCAAUGCUAGCUGGAUCUUUUUUAAGUGCUUCUAUUUUGGGAAGUGUAACAACAAUUAUUAUUAAAUUAUAUCAAGGUGCAGAAGAAUUAAAAGAAAUGAAACAAAGUGUUAGUGAUUUUAUAAAACAUCAUCGUAUUAGUAAACAACUUGCUAAACAAAUGCAAGAAUCAUUUGAUCAUGAAUGGAAAAAUACAAAAGGAAUUGAUAUGAAUAGUAUAUUAAAAACAUUUCCAGAAUGUAUUCAAGCUGAUAUAUGUCUUCAUCUUAAUCGAGAAUUAUUAAAUAAUUGUCUCGUAUUUGAAGAUGCAAGUGAAGUUACACUUCGAGCAUUAGCUCUUCUUUUCAAAUCAACUCAUGUUCCACCAGGUGAUACACUUAUUCAUCAAGGUGAUGUUCUGUACUCAAUAUAUUUUAUACGUGGUGGUCAAAUGGAAGUAUUAAAAAAUAAUGAAUCACAAGCUAUAGUUGGUCGAAAUGAUACACUUGGAGAAAAUCCAUGUAAUACUAUUACACCAGGAAAGUCUCGAUGUGUUGUAAGAGGUUUAACUUAUUGUACAUUAAAUAAAAUUCAUCGUGAUGAUUUAUUACAUGUUUUUCAACUUUAUCCUGAUUUUGCACAAUCAUUUGCAGAACGAUUUCGAGUUACAUUUGAUCUUCGACAAUGUGAAUUAAAUGAAUCAAAACCAUUUUAUAAAUUAGAUGAUGAAAUUCAAACACUUAUUCGACAGCGUCGUCCAAAAUUGCAAUCAGAUCGACAAUUGAGUUUAUUAAGUCAACAUGAAGAAGCCAAUAGACUUGCUGCAUUACGUUCAUACCGUGGUGUUCGAAUGAGUGUGGAUUGUGGUAGACGACGACCUAUAAGUACUAUUGUUGAAUUAUCUCCUGAUCAAGGAAAUACGUCUUCUGAAGAUUUGCAAUUUAGUCAAGAAACACCAAGAAUGUCAUUAACACCUUUAGCUCAGGGAACGUUGACAAAUGUAUUUUCAACAAUUGUUGCCAUGUCAAAAAGGAUAAAAGCUAAUGUAGUAACUUUUCAAGAAGAAGAAGAAGAAGAAGAGCAAGAGCAAGAACAAGAAAAAGAAAAAUUACCACUAACAACUGAAACAAGUUUUGUAACAGAAAAAACAAAAUCAAUGCAAAAAUAUGAAACAGGUCCAAUACGAAGUAUGGCAGAUGUUGAUGCAGAAUUAUCUCUUCUUCAAAGACGUUUUGAUUGUCUAGAACGAAUAAUGGAUGAUAAAAUGAAAUUAUUACUCGAUUUUGCAAAUAAUGUUUCAGUAACAAAUAAUAAUCAUCAACCUAGUAAUCUGAAUCAAAUAAAUGAUACAAUAGAUAAUAAAAAUUUUUUUGUAAUUGAUAAAUUAGUUUUUACAAAAUAA
Molecule: messenger RNA, 1758 nt
Organism: Rotaria sp. Silwood2
Lineage: Eukaryota; Metazoa; Rotifera; Eurotatoria; Philodinida; Philodinidae
Source: the annotation of a GenBank genome assembly